Molecule: messenger RNA, 1023 nt
Organism: Pelobates cultripes (western spadefoot toad)
Lineage: Eukaryota; Metazoa; Chordata; Amphibia; Anura; Pelobatidae
Source: the annotation of a GenBank genome assembly
AUGGAGACCAAGUACAACGACAUCGUCCAAUUCCUCUGUUUUGGCGAAUACCCACCCGGGUAUUCUAAGACACAGAGGCAGACUUUCAGGCAGACAUCUGCCAAAUUUACUUUAAAGGGUGAGUAUCAAAAAUACCAUCAAUAUUAGUUGUUUGUAAUUAAACAAACCCUCUAAUCUUUCUAUUUCAUUACAGAAGGAGAGGUCUUCGUUGGAAGAAGAAGAGUUAUUAAAAACGAAGAAGAGGCAAGGAGGAUCUUCGUAGAGUUUCAUGCAUCGCCCAUUGGAGGACAUACAGGCACCAACACAACGCGGUCGGCCAUCUCCUCAAGAUUCUUCUGGCAUGGAAUGGCCUCUGAUAUUGAUAAAUGGGUACACAUUAAUUAUCUUUGUGUUUUGCUAUAUUAAUAAAAGCUUGUACACAGGUUAACAACUCGUUUCCUACAGGUCCAGGAAUGCGAUAAUUGCCAGAAGUCUGGAAAGCCAUUGUCUGCUCCACAGCUGUUACAAUGUAUUAAGGUAAAUAUCUACUAUAGUAUUUCAUAACAUGUUAUUACAUUGUUUUAUUUAAAAAUGUAAUAUAUUUUUUUUAAUCACACUAGGUAUCUGCUGUCUGGGAGCUUGUUGGGAUUGACCUAACAGGUCCCUUCACAGAGACAGUGGAUGGCUUUAAGUACAUAUUGACGGCUACAGAUUACUUUUCAAAGUGGGUGGAGGCUUUUCCUCUGAAAUCAAAAUGUGCUGGUUGUCCCAAGCGUAUACUUUCAGACCAGGGUAGAGAAUUAAUCAAUCAAGUAUGUGUACUUUCAACAUAACAUUGUUGUCAAUAAUAUUUAUUUUGUAACAUGUUGGAUUAUAAGAAAUUAUAUGUUCCUACUUUCUUCUUUUCUUUUUUUUUUUUCGUUCAAGCUCAACGACCAGAUGUGCAGUCUUCUUGGAAUCGAAAGAAGCGUGACAGCGGCAUAUCAUCCACAGACCAACGGCCUUGAUGAAAAGACUAAUCAUAACAUCAAAAGGCAAGUUUAA